Molecule: messenger RNA, 1686 nt
Organism: Penicillium soppii
Lineage: Eukaryota; Fungi; Ascomycota; Eurotiomycetes; Eurotiales; Aspergillaceae
Product: serine hydrolase domain-containing protein
Exons: 4
Coding region: 1-1686 (561 amino acids)
Source: RefSeq, a predicted model, not a curated record
AUGCUUCUCAACAAAGCCCUGGUCGGAUCUAUAUUGGGAUUUGCGGCAGCUUCCACGACACGCAUCAUCGCAACAGAUGAAGUCCCACUAAUUGGCCCAACUUUCCUUACCAACUUUGACCCAUCUAACUCGAUUGCAAUUGCGAACGCCAAAUUGAAUUUCCCGGGCAUCAUUGACGGCCUCUUUUCAAGUGGCAGGCUUAAUCGCACGGAUCUAGCAUUUUCUAUUGACGUGUUCUCGGCUGCAACAAAUCGCUCCAUCUACAGAUACUCCCAUGUGGGAGAGAAUUCCAAAGCUUCUGUAACAUCCGGGGCGUUUGAUGACAAGACGAUAUCGCGUAUUGGAAGCGUAACAAAACUUUUCACUGUCUAUGCAAUCAUCGCCAAAGCGGGCAUACAAGUCUUCAGUGAUCCUGUGACGAAAUACCUUCCUGAACUGGCGGGAAAUUCAUCCAAUGAUCCCCUGGAAAAGAUUCGGUGGGAGGAUAUUACUGUUGGAGCACUUGCGUCUCAGCAGGCCGGCUCUGGUGGUGUUGCGGACUUCCUGCAAAAAUACGUCGACCCCAAAGACCCAUUCAAUUACAACUCUGAAGAUCUUCUCACCUUCUUCCGUGAUGAAAAGAAGCCAGUGAUCUCUCCAUGGCGAAAUGCCGUUUAUUCCGAUGGCGGUUUUGCUAUCUUGGGGCAAGUACUUAUACGUCUCUCGGGAAAGUCUUUCCCAGAGGCAAUCCAAGAAGUUAUAUUCGAUCCACUGGGGAUGGACAGCACAUCGACGACCAUCCCCAAGGGUCCUGACCUGAAUGUUAUCGAUCGCUCCAUCAUCGACAAGAACUCAUCAUGGGGUGUUGAUCUUGAAAUUGUCGCAUCAACGGGCAGCCUUUACGCCAAUGGCGCAGACCUUCGCGCCGCGGGUCUUUCCAUCUUGAACUCUGAAAUCCUCUCUCCGGCCACGGUAUCCGAAUGGAUGAAGCCCCGCAGUGGAACUGGAAGCUUAGUCGAACUUGUCGGUGCGCCGUGGGAAAUUUCUCGUCUCGAGAUCCCCGUCACGCCAGGUUCAAACCGGACUCGUGUUUCAGAUCUGUACACCAAGGCCGGGGGAAACGUUGACUAUACCGCCAUCUUCGCCCUGUCACCGGAUCAAGGUAUAGGAUAUUCUAUUUUGGUUGCCGGUUCAACCGCCACACCAGCUCGCUGGCCCCUGCGCGACGUGGUGGGCGAGACUUUCAUCCCUGCUGCCGAGCUCGCCGCGACAGAAAAUGCCAAGCGUAAUCUCGCCGGCACAUUUGUGGACAGUACCUCGCCCGGCACUAACCUCACCUUGACCGUCGAUAGAGGCCGGCCCGGGCUCGGCUUGAAGUCGUUCUGGGUCAAGGGUAUCAACGGCAGGGAUGGUCCGUACUGGCGCCUUUAUCCGACCGGUUUGACUUCAUUCUCCAGAUCUUUGUCUUCCCUGUACAGAAAAAAGGGCGCCAUACGUGUGGCGCACCGUAUGGUAGAGCCCGAGCCACCGCUUAAACCUCGUGCAGCCAUCGAAGGUGGCAAGGGUGGCCUAUUUGACAACUCGUUCACGUGGAUGAACCUCGACUUUGCGGGUCCUACCGAUGAGUUUAUUUUCAACCUGGUUGAUGAAAGACUCGUCAGCGUUGAGUUCCCGGCAACUGGAUCUGUGUUCAAAAGAGUGCACUAA